AUGCCGGCACCCGGAACUCCUCAGCGGCAACAGCCACACGCGCAGAUGCCUUCCCCGCCCACUACCAAGCGAGCAACCAAGAUCGUCACCCUCAAACUCGGAUCUACCAAUGGAGUCACCAAGUACCGGGAGAUGUUCGAGACGCUUCAGUGUCGCCGAAUCACCAAGAAGGCGCCCAAGGCUCCAAAGACCAUUGCAGAGGUUGCAAAGUUCCAUCCCACUGCUUCGAUCAAGGCAUGCACCGUUGCCAUUCAUCCCUUUUGGCGAGGGCCCCGCCUCGACGGACUCUACCACGAGUGGUUGGAUGAUCUCUACGAUCACGACAUGCCUCCCAUCAUCCGCCGCAUCAACAAGUUCCGUGGCUUUCCCCAGAAAGAUGAUCCUGAGUUCAAUCCGGAUACCUACCAAAUGUACAAGGAUCUCCACGCAACUAAGAAGUUCGACGACGAAUUCGGAGAGUACCUGCCGUACUUGUCUAAGUACUUUGAAUCCGUCGGCAAUGACUUUGCUCAGCAUUCCAUGAAGCUCGAUCAGUAUUACCAGCAUGUGGUUAAGUCGGAGGAGGGUUGCAAGGACUUUUUCGAUGGCUCAGCCGAUGAGUGGAUCACUGGCGGCCUGGCUCACGACGUUCAUCUUCUCUCCGUUCCCCCGUCCGCGUCUGUCGUUGAUGGAUGGCCAGCAGAGCAAGCUAGCAUUCCAUUUGACGACUACAAGGCUUCCUUGGAAGGUCGCUUUCAAGACCCGAGGAUGUUCGACGCUGUGCGCAAGGAGGCAUACUCCAGAAUCAUCUGCCAGGAAGUUUGGGUUGUUGACAAUCCCGUAAGCGUUUAUUACGAGGAGGCACCCACAGUCUUCGCCUCUGGCCUCUUCGUGUCUCAGCACCCCGACGGUAUCAAUGGUCAAUCACCUGGCCUCAUCUUCUACCACCGACCCUCUGUCAUCGAUCCUGAGGAGAAUCUGCUGACCGAAGAUGGCAUCAAAGUGGAAAGUCCGGCCACUCCGCCCAUGAGUAGCAUCCCUCGCUAUGUCAGCCCUGCUGGUGAACUCAUGUGUCCCCAGAACAUCCCUGACUCCGACGAUGUCGCUCAGAUCCGCGCUCGUACCGAUAUUGAUGCUCUGGCAGCAGCGAUCGGCUACAGUCUUACUUCACCCCCGCUGGGACCUGAACUGGAUCAUCUUCUCAACAUCCACGACAAGGAGGAGCCCCGUCUCACUGGGUACCCGGAGCUCCACACUGCCACCCGCCACCAGCAUCAUGACGACUCCGACUCCGACGACUAUGGUCCUUGGGCCUCCAAGGAGCCCGUUCGCGCCCUCCACUCGAGCUUGGGCUACGGAAGCCGCAAGCGAAAGCGAGACAGCAACCACUCCGGCCGACAGAGAGCCAGCACCAAGCGACGCAGAAGGGGUAGGGGCAAGGGCAACAGCAGAUGCAAGACGAGCAGAGAUGAUGACUCGGAUGGCGACUAUGCUCCACCCGUUGAAGAUGACCUCGACUUGGACGUGCAGAAGGAGGAGAAGAAGCUCGAGGCCCUCCCCAGCAAGCUUCGCACCGGUACCGUGAGAAAGUCCGGCCAGAAGCAGACCCAGCGCGACUUUGCAAAGGAUCCAGGCACCGUUGGCUCUGCCUAG
Neoarthrinium moseri is the source of this 1632-nucleotide messenger RNA. RefSeq lists its product as uncharacterized. Bases 1 to 1632 code for a protein of 543 amino acids. The record is from RefSeq and is a predicted model, not a curated record. The transcript has a single exon. Lineage: Eukaryota; Fungi; Ascomycota; Sordariomycetes; Amphisphaeriales; Apiosporaceae.